Messenger RNA from Rhipicephalus microplus (southern cattle tick), 1450 nucleotides. Its product is annotated as thiopurine S-methyltransferase. Gene Ontology annotation, molecular function: thiopurine S-methyltransferase activity. Lineage: Eukaryota; Metazoa; Arthropoda; Arachnida; Ixodida; Ixodidae. The record is from RefSeq and is a predicted model, not a curated record.
CGGCCUUCUGCUAUCUCCUGGAGCUGCAGUAUCAGCUCUCUCGCUGGUUUCGCCUGCUUUUUAUAACAUGAGGUAACCGUGAACGAGGUCGCUCACAGCACGUACAAAGACUACUUGAUCUCGUCGAGCCGCAGAGUCCGAUUUCGUCAUGGGCAACUGUUGGAGCUCGAGUUGCAAGAGACCCGUGUUCGUGGGCAGGGAUCAGAGAGAGUUCUGGUUCAACCGCUGGAAAACCGGAGACACUCCGUGGCAAACGCAAGGAAUACAUCGGCUACUGGAGCAGCACCAGGAGCUAGUCUUGGCGGGAAAGCAGAAUGCACGCGUGUUCAUUCCGCUCUGCGGAAAUGCCCAUGAACUCUUGUGGUUCUACAGGCACGCUCACAAUGUGAUUGGCGUGGAGUACAUCGAGAAGUCGGCGAGUGAGUUCUUCACGGAGAGUGGCCUUCCUUUUGAGGAAACUACCUGCCAUGUCUUGAAGUGUAAAGUCUUCCGUACUCUCGACCAUCGUUUGCAGAUAUUUGUCUGCAGCAUAUUUGAAUUCAACAGGAAUUGCGCUGGAACGAUGGACAUUGUCUGGGACCGGGGUGCCCUGGUAGCCGUAAACGAUGACGAGCGCCCAAGGUAUGCAAGUAUUAUGAAGUCACUUCUGUCACCUGGCUUUUCCUAUGCACUCUGCACUGUUGUAUACAACGACCCAUCUUUCAAAGGUUUUCCUCGCAGCGUGCCAGAUGACGAGGUCAUGAAGCUGUUUGGUGAUUUCAUGAAGCUGACAAAGGUGACGCAGUCGGAGGAGGAAAAGCGUCGCCACAUUUCUUCCGGCAUCGUCGAGACCCUCUGGCACGGCACGGGCUGAGCAGUGCCUCGUCUCACUGAUUCUUUCGACUAGAGUGUCAAAGUUUAGCCGAGCAAUGCCUCAUCUUACCGAUCCUUUUGACUGGAGUGUCAAAGUUUUGCUGAGCAAUGCCUCAUCUCACCGAUCCUUUUGACUGGAGUGUCAAAGUUUUGAAGCACCAACUGCACUCAUUGCCACAACUUUGUGACGGGACAACAAAACGAGGGAAUUCUUCUAGUUGCUGUGUUAUCAUGUCAAGUCAACAGAUAACAAAGCCUAGGAAAGGGUGGAGGCAAGUCAUUCGUAUUCAAGUGAAACUUGUAUGGCUUCACAAGUGUCAGUGGCAUAGUACAUGUGGCAUUGGCAUGACCAUUGGCAGUAUGCAUGUGACUGCUAAAAAUAAUAAAUAAUUAAUCGCAUCCGCAAGCACGUAUAAUUAACAAUGAGAGUAUCUGGGGUAUUACCGUAUGCACUCGCGUAAUCCUCGCACUCGCAUAAUUCCCGCACCCCCCACAUGGCCCAACAAAAAUACGAUUUUUUUUCUGCGAGUAAUUAUUGCACCCCUGAUAAUUGCCGUAAUAAUGUUGUUUGCUUGUUCCAACCAUUGAUGAUGAUAGC